UAUGUUUUCUCGGCGUCUCCUUUUCCUCUGUCCUCGCGCGUCUGUCUUCCUUCAAAUCGUGAAGAAUGAUUAGCAUAAAUGAGAUGGGAACUUUCCAGCAGGAGUGAUCAAGAGUGCGAGUGUGCAAACAGAACAGCAUAAAAAGAGGAAAAAAACAUCAAGGGAGAUCAAAAAGUUUGAGUAAAGACAGCUUUUCGAGACUGAAAAUGAAACUGGAGGAGGUGUAGCGACCUCUUAUCAGUCAUCUGCUAUAGAGGGCCGUGGGGCAAACAGAGGUCAGAACCAAAGAGCAAUUAAACCCACAAUCACAUCAGAUGGAGGUGGAUGUAGCAGAUGAGAAUCGCCAUUGCACACGCUCAAAAGUACCUCUGGAGCCAGCGAUUCAAGAGUUAUUCAGUGUGUAUGGCUGUCCUAUCACCAAGAAGAGGAAACCCCUGGAGAGCCAUGCCCUGGAGCCGUCACCCAAAAAGAGGCUUUUUUUAACUGUCACAGACCAGCAGCCAAUGGAGAAAUACUACAGUAAUGAAAAAAUGGAGGCAAUGGACGAAAAAGAGGAUGAGGAUAAGGACCAGGAAGAAGACGAGGAUGAGGAAGGGGAGGAGGAAUAUACAGACAAUGAGGACCAAUAUGAACAGGAAGAGGUAGAAGUGAUUAAUGGAGAAGAGGAAGAGGUACAACAGGAAGAGGAGGAAGUGGUGGAGGAAGAGGAAGAAGUAGAAAGAGAGGAGGAGGAAGAAGAAGAGGAGGAGAUAGAAGAAGAUGAGCAAUACUAUGAGGAGCAAACUCAAGAAGAGAGUGACCAAAUGAAUCACAGUCUCAGCAAACCAAACCCCAUCAUGGAGAAGCAUGACAACAACAACGACGAAUAUGAAAACUACGAUGAGCUGGUGGCCAAAUCUCUGCUAAACCUCGGCAAAAUCGCUGAGGAUGCCGCUUACCGGGCCAUGACUGAGUCCGAGAUGAACAGCAACUCCUCAAACAGUGCAGAAGAGGAAGAGGAAGAUGAAGAUGAAGAUGAUGAGGAAGAUGAUGAAGAUGACGAGGAAGGUGAGUACAGCUUAAGAAAGAGUGAGCUGACUGUAGACGUCAACAGUGAUGUAGUGAGGGAGACCGUGGACUCGCUGAAGCUCCUGGCACAGGGUCACGGAGUCACACUCUCAGACAACCUCCAAGAGAGUCCAUAUCAGGAUGACGGAUUUGAAAACAGGGACUGUGGCAACAUCAAUGGUAAUGGACUCACUGGCAACUGUGGGCAGGGUAAACUCACUGUUAAUGGUCAGAUGGUGGAGAAAAGCGAUGAGGAAGUUUGUCUGAGCAGUUUGGAGUGUCUUCGCAACCAGUGCUUUGAUUUGGCACGUAAGCUAAGCGAGACCAAGCCAGCCGAGCGCCUCAAUAAUAACCAGCAGGUGUAUCAACUCUAUCAGGAGGCACAACAACAGCAUCAGAACCCUGAGGAACAUCGUGUCCUCGAGUGCAACUACUCAGACAUGGUGAACCUGAUGAAGCUGGAGGAGCAGCUCAGCCCACGCUCCAAGGCGUUCUCCAGUUGCGCAGCAGAGCACAAGGGCUUCCAGGACUGCGAUGAAGACACCACCUCUGUCAUGUCAGACCACUCGGAGGAAGUCUUUGACAUGACCAAGGGCAACCUGUCACUGCUGGAGAAGGCCAUAGCACUGGAGACAGAGCGGACCAAGGCCAUGCGGGAGAAAAUGGCUUCUGAAGCGGCCAGAAGAGAUAGACUGCAUUUGCGUGAGGACGCUUUGAGGCAUAGCUGUGCAGAGGAGCGGAAGAACCGUCUUCACCAUGACGGCCUGAAGAAGCCCUUCUUCCUUAAAGAUUCUUCACGUUCAGGGAAGAAAGACAGUCGUUGCCCGACACCUGGUUGUGACGGCACAGGUCAUGUGACGGGGUUGUACCCUCAUCAUCGCAGUCUGUCAGGAUGCCCCCAUAAAGACAGAGUCCCACCAGAAAUUCUUGCAAUGUAUGAGAAUGUUCUUAAGUGCCCUACGCCUGGCUGCACGGGCCGGGGUCAUGUCAACAGCAACAGAAACUCGCACAGGAGCCUGUCAGGGUGCCCAAUAGCAGCUGCAGAGAAACUGGCCAAAUUCCACGAGAAACACCCAUCCUGUGAUGGAACCAAAUCCAGCCAGGCUUCAGACCGAGUGCUCAGGCCGAUGUGCUUUGUGAAGCAGUUGGAGAUUCCACAGUAUGGCUAUAAAAACAACGUCCCCACGACAACCCCACGCUCCAACCUAGCCAAAGAGUUGGAGAAAUACUCCAAAACCAGCUUUGAAUACAACAACUACGGCAACCACAACGUCUACAGCAAACGACACACCGCUGCACCCAAACUCCACAGUCGAGACGCACUCCCCAAAAGUGAUGAUGUGAAGCGCUACUGUAAGAGCUCGAGUUCGGCGAGCAGCACUAGCAGCAGUUACGGGCCCAGCAGCAGCAGUCUGAGCUGUGGUGGAGGUGGAGCUAGAGGAGCGGAGAGCAGUGCCAGCAGCACCUGCAGCAAGAGCAGCUUUGACUACACACAUGACAUAGAGGCAGCGCAUAUGGCUGCUACUGCCAUACUCAAUCUCUCCACCCGCUGCAGGGAGAUGCCACAGAGCCUGAGCGGCAAAACCCUUGACAUCUGCACACAGUCUGAUGAUCUGGAUCCCUUCCAGGACAUUUUAGAUGACAGUCCAUACACUGCCGAUCUCAGUAUUCCCAGUCCCAAGCAUAAAUUCCCACCUUGCAAAGAAAGCAAAAAGGACCUGAUAACUCUUUCAGGAUGUCCUUUAGCAGAUAAAAGCAUUCGGAGUAUGAUGGCCACCAAUGCACAAGAACUCAAGUGCCCGACCCCGGGCUGUGAUGGCUCGGGACAUAUUACUGGCAACUACGCUUCUCACAGAAGUUUGUCAGGUUGUCCACGCGCUCGGAAGACUGGACUAAAGAUAACACACAGCAAAGAGGACAAAGAAGACCAGGAGCCAAUCAGGUGUCCAGUGCCUGGCUGUGACGGUCAGGGUCACAUAACAGGGAAAUACGCAUCACACCGCAGCGCGUCAGGCUGCCCUCUAGCGGCCAAACGGCAGAAGGAUGGUUAUAUGAACGGCUCUCAGUUCACGUGGAAAGCUGGAAAGACAGACGGCAUGUCGUGUCCCACACCAGGCUGUGAUGGGUCUGGUCACGUCAGCGGCAGUUUCCUCACACACAGAAGUCUGUCUGGCUGUCCGCGUGCGACUACAGCGAUGAAGAAAGCCAGACUGUCAGCAGUGGAGAUGCUCACCAUAAAACAACCAACUAGCAAUGGUUUUGACAGUGAUACAGACAUUCAACAGCUGGAUGAAGAUAUUAAAGAAUUAAAUGAAUCAAAUUCACAGGUGGAGGCCGAUAUGAUCAAACUUAGAACACAGAUCACCACAAUGGAGACGAAUCUUAAGUCACUAGAAGAAGAAAACAAGAAAUCAUCACUUCACAAAGAACCUCCAAUUAGAAAUAACAGCUGUUUACAGUUGCACCAGAGAGACCCAAUUAGUGAACAGAACUUUGACGCAUAUGUGAGCACGCUAACAGACAUGUACACAAAUCAAGAGCAGUAUCCGAGUCCAGAGAACAAGGCCCUGCUGGAGAACAUUAAACAAGCAGUGCAAGGCAUUCCAGUCUAGGGUCGCUUUUCUUAAACGAAGGAAUAAAGGGGACAAAAGACACUUCCAGAAUAAAUCAUAUGGGAUGCCUCAUGCUUUGCUGUUGUAGUUUAUCAAACAGUGAACAACAUACUGUAUAUUCUUUUAAAAAGUGUUAUGCUGACUUAACAUGAUUUGUAUUUGUAUUUAUUUUUCUGGCCUUGCUUUAACAAAAAAAAAAAAAAAAAAAAAUGAUCUGCAGAAUAGUUUUUGAAAACAUCCACAUUUUGUACGUUUUCAUAUGUGAAGUCAUUGCUCUUGCUGCUCAUUCAUGCACCUUUUAGUGUACUGUAUAUUUCUGAACAGUAAUGCAACCACUACUGAAUAUACUGCAUUCUUGCUUUUUUAUGCUUGCUGAGAGACAAAGAGUUAAAAAUCUCUACUUUACUGACAUUACUGAAAGGCCUUCUGUGCACAGAUUAUGAAAUGGCUGGAGGUUUUUUUUAUUGUUAAUAUCAAAUAGGAUGUGGAGUUUUGUUGUUAAAGUUGAUGUUAAAAACAAAAAUUGACUCUAUAUGAAUGUUUAUUUGAUACACCAAGACACAGAAAAUAGGUAAUGGAGAUCCUGUUAUUUAGCAAUGAACAUUUGUUUUAAAAAAACAAACAGAAAAAAGUCAAACAGAAAAUGACUAUUUCUGUUAGAAAUGCAUUGUCAUUUAAUUGCAUCAAAGUUUUUUUUUUUUUUUUUGGAAAAAGAAAAAAAUAUAGGUCUCAGCAAUAUAUGACUUAAACAUGUGUAUAAAAAGAGAUGCAAUCUAUGUGGUGGACAACAGUUUGGGUAUAUGCAAUUUCAUGUUUGUAAACAGUGGACGCUACAGAAUCUUUUUACUAUAUGUAAAUUAUUGAUCUUUAUAUAAAUCUUUUAAUACAAAGGUUUUAAAAGAAGGGAAACAUGGACAAUGUUUAGAGAUUAGAGACAGACAAUGAGUUUCAUCUUAUUUGGGACACCUUUGUGAAAGAAUAUAUAGACAAAGAAAAUGGGACCUACAGGGUUUUUGUCCCCACUUUUGUGCCAGAUGACUUUUUGCACUUGUCCAAGAGAUUUAUCCGACCUUUGGUUGAAGUGCAAUCUCCAAGUGUCCCUUUGGCACUCGAUUGGAAGGCGUAAUGACAGACAUUCCACGGUUAUGAGGAGAGAUCACAGGGAAUUCAAAAAGAAAUGAUGACAAUAUCUUUCCAAAAAAUAUAUUGUGAAUUUUGAAAUAAUGAUGCUAGUUAAUGUGUUCUAUAUAAUUGAAGAAUAAUCCCCAGCAGCACUUUAUGUCUCAUCACUGUACAAAUCAUCAAAGAGUCCUCAAUCAAAAUGAAGAGUUUUAAGUGGAUAAGAAAAAUGGGAUCGGAUGUUAGAUUCAACAGUAGAAUUUGGGGGUGUUGUGCACUGCAGUAUGCGCCCUUCAUUUCCAUUGUACUAUUAGCUGUAGCCACCAUGUUAAUAGCUUUUUGAGAGCUAAUGCGAAGGUGCUUGUUUUCAUUGUAUUAAUUUGUCCUAUUUUAGGGCUCCAUCAUUCAUUAGUGCACAGCAUCAGGUCUGCAACUUUUUCCAAUAUAGUAAUGCUUUCGAUAGAGAAAUAGCUAGGAUCAUUUUUUAAUAAAUUAUCAUCACCGGUACAAUGGAAAUUGGAUUUUAAGCACAAACAUGCUGCUCAUAUACUGUUGGUGCAUCAUAUUUAAAAAAAAAAUAAAUUAAAAAAGAAGAUAUCUGUGACUAAUUACCCGAGAUAAAACAAAAAUAUGUCACAUAUUAGAAUUCCGAAUUUACAUUUGAAUUUAUGAUUUUAUGGCUCUUAAAUUCUUCAUUUCGAGGUUGAUCUGUUUGAAUCAUCAAUGAUGAUGGGAUUUUAAACUAUCAGCUCUCUGUAGAACUGGAGUUUGAUUUAUUUUUGUAUGACACAGCAUGAAUUUGUUGACAUUUUAAUUUUACUACAAAUGUGUGAGAUCACAAGUUAUGGUGAUUUUUCAUUUUUACAUUGUGAAAUUUGUACAAUAUUUGUCAUGCUAGAUGUUGACACAUUGUACUCUGAAUAAAGAAAAAUUGUGUU
Messenger RNA from Myxocyprinus asiaticus (Chinese sucker), 5716 nucleotides. RefSeq names its product myelin transcription factor 1-like protein. Gene Ontology annotation, molecular function: zinc ion binding; RNA polymerase II cis-regulatory region sequence-specific DNA binding; DNA-binding transcription factor activity, RNA polymerase II-specific. NCBI's taxonomy places the organism in Eukaryota, Metazoa, Chordata, Actinopteri, Cypriniformes, Catostomidae. The transcript has 21 exons. The coding region runs from base 315 to 3659 and encodes 1114 amino acids. Gene Ontology annotation, cellular component: nucleus. The record is from RefSeq and is a predicted model, not a curated record. Gene Ontology annotation, biological process: regulation of transcription by RNA polymerase II.